AUGUCGCACUUCGGAAUUGACCUAUUUGGCCGGGAAACCCCGCCGCCGGGUUAUCAUUCUGCUUCGGAAUUAUGGAGGAUUCAAAAUCUUGGCCCACCGCCCGAUCAACUAACAACUCAGACAAUUGAUUUAAGCACGAGCUUCAAAUUAGUCUAUCCUGACAAAAACUCAAACAACAAGCUCACUUGGAUACCAAGGAAAUCAAAGGGGAAGUUUUUAAUUUCAAUUCCAGCCAUUUCCACAACAUUCAAGCAAUUCCGUGAAAUCAUUGCUAGAAAGUGCGAAGAGAAUUCUGAGGGUGCCGGAAAGAUCAUUCAAAACACGCUUGAGUCCGGCUCUCCUGGAAUCAACUGGAAGGUCUGGAUGAAUCUUCCAGCAGCCCACAAGUUUAAAAAGAACGCCAACUAUAAAGUUAACGACAUUGAUUCAUUCACCCACUGGACGGCAACCAUCAUCGCAAAUGGGAAGGACAGGACCGAUGCGAGCUUGGAAGUCGAAAUGAUCAGCCCAGCCAAUUUAGAGAAAGAAGCAAAGGCGGCUGUGAAGAUCAAACAACAUGUAAUGACCCAUGCGGCUGACCAACGUGCAUCAACUUCAAAGCACCAAGAUCCGUCAAAUUUGGUUGCCGCCGAGGAUUUUGAUCUUUACAAUUUGUACAGAGACCAGAUCUUCAAUGCCCACCCGCCAAACGUUCAAUACCAUAAUAAGAUUCCGGUCUUUAUUGAUCCAGGUGACCGAAGUCGUUACAUCCUCUUGACAACUGGGAAUGUUGAUAAAUGGGCAUAUGCUCUUACAAAACCCAAUACUGCAGUUUCCCUUCACUCGCCACCACCCGAACUCAAAUUCGAGAAGUUAUCUGCCUCGAAAAAGCAUAAACUAGACAACUGUUCAAGCUCUCGUACUCGUAGGGUCAGUUCCCAAUCCGAUUCCGAUGGGUCUUCUGUAAUCAAUCCAGGAGUCAACUUGCUUGAGGCCUAUCUCGAAUUCAUCAAGAUCCCAGCUAUUGAAAGGAGCGAGAUUGCAAGGAUUCUCACUGAACACAAGGCAACGAAUCCUAGAUUUUUCCGAUCAAAGAACAUCACCCGAGAUGUGAUGAAAGGCUGGGGCUUAGCUGAUAUAUACAUUGCUCAAUUAAGAGACAAUGUGAAGAAAUUUGAAAAAUCUAAAGCUUCUGAAUAG
This is a messenger RNA of Puccinia graminis f. sp. tritici CRL 75-36-700-3, 1179 nucleotides long. RefSeq lists its product as uncharacterized. The record is from RefSeq and is a predicted model, not a curated record. The transcript has 3 exons. The coding region runs from base 1 to 1179 and encodes 392 amino acids. Lineage: Eukaryota; Fungi; Basidiomycota; Pucciniomycetes; Pucciniales; Pucciniaceae.